AUCGCUAUUUCUUGAACAUUGGGAGAUGAAAACAGGGGUAUCAAGAAGCUGGAUAUUGGUGGACAGUAAGGGGGAGAGUAGUAUCUUGGAUUUGGAUAAGUAUGCUAUUAUGAAACGAGUUCCUAUACAUGCUAGAGAUCUUCGUAUUCUUGAUCCUCUUCUUUCUUAUCCUUCUGCAAUUUUAGGCAGAGAAAAGGCUAUUGUACUCAAUUUGGAGCAUAUCAAAGCAAUUAUUACUACAGAUGAGGUGAAUUUCUUUUGCUUUCUACAUUGUAUACCAGAGUUUGAGUUGGUGAUUAUUUCGGAUAAGAUAUACUCCCUCCGUUCCAACUUAUGUGAACCUGUUUGAC
This is a messenger RNA of Nicotiana attenuata, 350 nucleotides long. RefSeq names its product magnesium transporter MRS2-I-like. The record is from RefSeq and is a predicted model, not a curated record. Gene Ontology annotation, molecular function: magnesium ion transmembrane transporter activity. The coding region runs from base 26 to 349 and encodes 107 amino acids. Gene Ontology annotation, biological process: magnesium ion transport. The transcript has 2 exons. Lineage: Eukaryota; Viridiplantae; Streptophyta; Magnoliopsida; Solanales; Solanaceae.